Carassius auratus (goldfish) is the source of this 6960-nucleotide messenger RNA. Its product is annotated as poly [ADP-ribose] polymerase 14-like. Lineage: Eukaryota; Metazoa; Chordata; Actinopteri; Cypriniformes; Cyprinidae. Gene Ontology annotation, cellular component: cytoplasm; nucleus. Gene Ontology annotation, molecular function: NAD+ poly-ADP-ribosyltransferase activity; transcription corepressor activity. The coding region runs from base 1097 to 6511 and encodes 1804 amino acids. The transcript has 15 exons. Gene Ontology annotation, biological process: negative regulation of gene expression; protein poly-ADP-ribosylation. The record is from RefSeq and is a predicted model, not a curated record.
UGAAAGAGUCCAGAUCACUGCACUUUGGAGAUACUACAUGAUCAAAAAGGUGUGACUAGAAGAUAAAAACAACAAAAACAAUGAAAAACAUCUGUUGCAUUGAACUUGCCCGGAUGACUGAUCAGAUCAACCAUCACAACUUCGCUAGCAUGAAAAGUAUCAGUCAAAUUCAGUAUAAACUGAUUGUAGGAGCCAUGUACAUAUUUUGCUGUGCACCAGAGUUACACACACACACACACACACACACACACACACACACACACAAUAGGAUGUUAAAUCUCAUGGUCCCUAUUACCUAAUCAGUAGUUGUUUGUUUACAUAUAUUGAAGUAUUGUCAUACAAGGAAAAUAGUUUGUGCUGAUCAUAUACAGGGAUUAUGUAUCUGUGACUUAAAGAAACAAGUAAUUUCCUCAUUGACCAGAAAGAUCACAAUUGAUGAAUAUAAUUUUACGCUUAUUGUAAAGGUAGACUGUCUGAAGACCCUACAAGUGUGAAAAAUAGACUUUAGAUUUACUCACUGAGAAAAAGUCUCAGGGAGGAGACUAUGCCAUGCAAUAUAAUGACAGGAGCAAAUCUGCUACUAUUCUGUUCAAUUAAUCUCACAUUACGUUAACAAAACACUUUUUUCGCACUAUAUAGCAUGUAAUGUAAUCAAGCUGUUGAGACAUAAUAUGCAAACUCGAACCCUACAUUCAGAUGUCGUAGUUACAACACUUUGUCUUUGUUUUUAAGUGUUGUGAUGUAUCUAAAUCUGAUUAUUUCCUGUUCAAAUCCGAGAUGAUAUGCUUUCAAAGGUGUAAUAUAUUAUUGCUACUGACAAUCAACAAAUCAAGUUGAAAGCAACAAUGUGGAGGAAUGAGCAGCCAACGGGGGACAAAGAUCUUUUACAAAAUCCAAAAUUAAGGUAUACUUAAUUGCUUCAAUCUCUUUAGGGAUUCAGUCAGGAUUAAACAUUUCCAGCAACAACAACAAAAUUUAUAAUUAUUAUUUGCUGAACCUAAUAGAAGACUAACAGACUACGUUUUAGCUGCUUUAAUUUCACUGUAAACUGUAAAAAUUGCACACAGCUUUGUCUUAAAUGGUUGUUGUUUAGAACAUGCAAAAUGUUUCAGAUGAAUGUUUUUGUAAUUUUGUCAAAAUGUUUAUUUACUUUAGAUUACACAUUUUAAUGUUUCUAUUACUUUGUAUUGAUGUGAGUAAAAAAAAAAAAAAAGUUGCUAUUAUUCUAGCUACUAUUCUAAAUUCGGUUAUAGCUACUAUUUCUGAAACUGAACCAAAACGAAGAAACGAAAGUGAAAAUAAGCAGAGGGGUGUGAUCAUCAUAGCCUAUAUAUACACUGACUCGCAAGUAAUUUGCACAUUGACCAGAAAGAACACGAUGGAGGAACAUCAUUAUCCCGUCAUUGUCGAGGGAGACUGGGGGCCGGCAAAAAAUAUGAAAAUUAAACUUCAGAUUCAUUUUCAGAGUAAGAAAAAAUCUCAGGGAGGAGACUGCAUCGUACAAUAUAAUGACGGGAGUAACUCUGCUACGAUUCUAUUCAAAUCAUCUCACAUCCGAGAUCAAGUACUCUCAAAGGCAGAACACAUUUUUACCAUUGACGAUCAGAAAAUCAAGUUAAAAGUGCACAAACCCAGUGAUGGAGAGGAACAGACUGACAGCACUGGACCAAAAACAGAGCAGGCAUGUGGAUAUCAGGAACCAAAUCGAAGUGAAUCAAGUGCUGUGGUCCUGGAGAACCUUCCAGAUGAUGUUAAACAAGUUGUUUUGACUCUUCUGGUGGAGAACAUCAGCGGUCUUUCUGAAAAUGACUUUAGCAUGGAAUUAAUACCAGAAUUAAGAAAAGCUGUCGUGACUUUUAUAAAUCCUAAUGCUGCAGAAAAUUUUCUUCAGGACAGCAGGACACAUGAAAAAUUUAAGCAGUAUAAUCUGAGGGCCCUUGCACUGGAGAGAAGCACAUGUGUGCGAGUGGAGGAUCUUCCAGCUGAGGCCGACAACAACAAGAUGCUGCUGGAACUGUAUUUUGAGAAAUGGGGCGGUCCAGUAGAAGAAGUUAUCACAAUUCCAGCAGAACAAGCAGCCAUUAUUAUUUUUAAAGGGGAAGAAGCCAAAGAGAGAAUUUUGAAGCAAGAGACUAACAUCUUUGAUGUUCCAGUCAAGAUAUAUCCCUACUUUAAAUCACUGGAUACAGUCUUGUAUGGUGGCAAAAGACCCCAACUGAAGCUGCCUGAACCCGUUACAGUCAGUGUACAUUCUGCCAUCAGGGAGUUCAUCCUCAAGAAAGGGCAGAUUUCCUCCAUUAAAGACCAGAUGAGCUCACACUUCUGCCAAAUAAACAUGGACAAACCUGAAGUUUUGCUGAGUCCUGAUCCAGCAUUACUGAAACAGAAAGGAGUUACCAGAAGACACAUUGAUGGCUGGAGUAAGAAUGCAACUGAUGCCUUCAUGAAAAUCACCUCAUGCUACACAGCAUCUGAGUGGCCCGUGUCACACGCCUUGUGGUCAAAAGCGGAAAGUGAAGUUAAGGAAUUAGUGAAAGAUCAGGUUUUCAUAGAUUUAGAUGCAUCUAAAGGGGUGCUGACACUGGCAGGAAUGGCCCAUGAGAUAACUGAACUUAAACCCAUCAUAGAGAAGUUUUUGGAGAGAGGAACAAAUCAAAUAGAGAGAGAGACGAACAGUGUGACAGAGGACAUGGAGAUUUCUCCUGCCAUGUACUCUCUGCUUGAACAAGAUGGCCUGAAAACUGUUUCUCAACAUCUGCGCAUUGACUACAACAAAAAGAUGAACAGACUUAUUUUAUCAGGGCUUCGUACAGAAGUUCUUGCCAUUAAAACAUGGGUUCUUGAGAAGAAAAUAAAUAUAAAACAGAAGUCCUUACAGAUUAACUCUUCAAUCCUGGAGUUCUUGAGAUCAGUGGAAUGUGAUGAAAUGUCCAGAGAUCUCUUCAUAUCUCAUGGAAUAACUGCUGUCUACACAAUCGAAAAUGAAGAUGUUGUUGUGAUUGGGAGCACAGAAAAAGCACUUAAAGAGGCAGAGAAGAGGAUAAAUACAGUUCUUAUAACCAAAGACCUCACAGUAGAAGAUCAGGGUGUCCUUCAAAUGCCAGCGUGGCAGGAUCUCAAAAAACAAUUGCAAGAAUUGUUCAAUACUUCCAAAAAGACAUCUGUGAUUAUACAUUUAUCUAAACAGAGAGACAAGGUUAUGGUGACUGGAUUCAGAGAACCAGUGAUGGAGGUCAGUGAGAAUUUAAGAUGUUUCAUUGAGGAACACACUAGAAUUGAAGAAACUGUUUGUGUCAAAUCACAUGCAGCAGCUGUAUUCAUAAAAAUUAGAAAGUCCCAAGACUGGCAGCAUUUUAUUAAAUCUGAUGAGGUGAAAAUCCAUUUUGAUCCAAAGAGACCCCGGAUCAAACUGUCUGGAGAGCGUACAUUUGUUCAGCCAGCUAUGACUCUGUUUAAAAGGCUGGCAGAUGCUCUCUACACAGACACACUGAUAAUUAAAAAGGCAGGAGCAAAGAAGUACUUCAUGGAGCAGGGUAAAAUGAUGCUCUCAAUGCUGUUGAAGGAAAAAGGAUUUGUGAUGGUUCUUCAGGAAGAUGACAUGCUGGAAGAGGAGGAAGAUGAAUUUACUGAAGGUAGUUUUGAAGAUGUUGGCUACGUCUCUUGUGAAGUUCAAAUACCAGGUGGACUAACUGUUACUGUCAGGAAGGCAGACCUUUGCAAGAUCAGUGUUGAUGCUGUGGUCAAUGCUGCUAAUGAAGAUCUGAAGCACACUGGUGGUGUAGCUUUAGCACUUCUCCAGGCUGCUGGACCAAGUCUGCAGCAAAUCUGUGACCAACACAUAAAAGUAAAUGGGCCUCUGAAGCCUGGAGAUGCCUUCAUCACUGACGCUGGUCGUCUUCCCUGUAAAUAUGUGGUGCAUGCUUUUGGACUUCGCUUCAGUGAUUCAGACAGACAUACUACUGUGCAACGCCUGAGACGUGCUGUGAGGGAAAGUCUGAACCAGGCGUCAAGAAAAAACUGCUCCUCCAUUGCAAUCCCAGUUAUUAGCUCAGGGAUAUUUGGUUGUCCUCUUGAUCUUUGCACUGAAACAAUCGCCAAGGAGGUGCAUGACUACGUUGAUGAUCAUAACCGCAGAGGUUCCAAUAGCACAUUAACUAAAAUUCACUUGGUUGACAAUAAUGACAGAACUGUGAAUGCCAUGACUCAAGCUGUCAGAAAGGUGUUUUCUGCUUAUAACACCGAAAUGACAUUCCCUCAAGCCAAACCCCAUGGGCAUAGUGACUAUGGCCAAGGCUAUCGUGGAAAUGGUCGUAGAAACUAUGGACAAAUAGAACAAGAUUUUGAAGUUGUCGAAGUUUGUGAUAGAGACUUUGAAGGCGAAGAACACAGGAGUAGAGAAACUUCAAGCUAUGGUGGCAGACCAGAUACAUCUGAAGGAUUGAGUAAUCUUAAAACCAAAACUACACAAGAGGGACUAAAAAUCAUUCUGAGCAAAGGGAAUAUCCAGGAUGCAAGUGCUGAUGUCAUUGUAAACACAAUAUUGGAGGACUUGGACCUCAGUAAAGGUGCCGUCUCCAACGCACUCCUUCGGACUGCUGGUCAUCAGCUCCAGUCAGAAAUCACCAGAGCUGCUCACUCAAAAGGAUCACGUCAAAAUCUCAAGCCUAAAAUGAAUCUUUUUUUCAAAUCAACUUCUGGGGCUGUUGGCAAAGUCUCCUCUGCCUCUCUUGGAGUACGCAUUAUGCAGCUGGAUCAAGUGACUCUGAUGGUUUCAUCAGGAGACAUAACUAAAGAAAAAACUGACGCCAUUGUCAACUCCUCAAAUCUGACAUUUUCUCUGAAAGCAGGAGUAUCCAAGGCCAUUUUAGAUGCUGCUGGGGUACAAGUUGAACUAGAAUGUUUACAGAUGGUGAGAUCAUCCAACAUGCAGCAGACAGAGAUUGUGACCUCAGCCGGGCAGCUUCCAUGUGGAAACAUCAUCCAUGUUAUUGGACGCAAUAGUCCAUCUGAAAUUAAGGAUGUUGUUUUGUCUGUUCUGAAGUUAUGUGAGGCACGCCAAAUUACUUCUGUUGCAUUCCCAGCUCUUGGCACUGGUCAGGGAGGUGCAAAACCAGCUGAUGUUGCAGAUGCAAUGGUUGAUGCAGUUGUCUACUUUGUAAAGAAAAAGAAACCGGUGCAUGUAAAGCUUGUGAAGUUUCUUAUAUUCCAGACGAACAUGGUGGCAGACUUCCACCAAAGCAUGAUCACAAGAUCUGGUGAGAAAGUAGAGGAGGAUAAAGGAUUUCUGACCAAAAUUAAAGACCUCUUAUGGUCCGGAGCUUCAGACUCUCCUGCAAAUGAAGAGUUUGUGAUGGUGGGAGAAGAUAUUGAGCCAGCUGUGUUUCAGCUCUGUGGGGAGACACCAAAGGACCUGAGUGAAGCCAAGGACAUGAUCAACAGUAUGAUCUUACGGGAGCAUGUGAGCAUCCCAAUCCAUGAUCCAGCCAUUGCUCAUUUCACCAAAGAGGAUGGAGAAACACUGAACGCCAUGCAGAGGGAGCUCACAGUCAGUGUCCGACUUGAGAAGAAAGGCCAAGACUCUGUCAUCACACUGGAGGGUCUGACAAGAGACGUUCACACUGCAGACAGUCGUAUUCAAGACAUGAUCAGAAAGGUGGAAAGGAAUGAAAACCGAAGGCGUGAGGCCUUGUUCAUUAGCAGUGUGAUUCAAUGGCAAUAUCAAGAAAAUGGACAGAGCGUCAAAAACUUUGAUAUAUUGACCAAUUAUGACCUGGAACAGGGGUUUCAGAAGCAACAGCUUUCAGUGAAAAUCAUGAUUAAUAAUGUUGAAUAUGAAGCCGAUGUGUUUCGCAAAGUGGCCACAAGGGGGAGACUGAGGAUUGAACUGUACAGAAUAGAUCUGGAAGCUGCAGCUCAAAGAUCUUUGCCUUCACACUGGGAGCACAUGAAAGGACAGUCAGUUGUUCUUGUAAAACUCACAGCAGGCUCAACAGAAUAUGCAGAAGUGGAGAAAGAGUUCACAAGCACAGGACUAUCCAGUAACAGUAUCAUUACAAUUGAAAGAGUCCAAAACUUUGCACUUUGGAGAAAUUACAUGAUCAAAAAGGAGGAACUGGAAGACAAAAACAAACACACAAACAAUGAAAGGCGUCUCUUCCAUGGCACUGGCCCUGAUAAGACCGAUCAGAUCAACCAUCACGGCUUCAAUCGCAGCUUCGCUGGCAUGCAUGGAGCUAUGUAUGGGAAUGGUACAUAUUUUGCUGUGGACCCAAGUUACUCAGCCCGAGGUUACUCUAAACCUGAUGUCAACGGACACAAACGCAUGUACCUCGCCAGGGUUCUUGUUGGUGAUUUCACUCAAGGAAAACAAGGCCUUCCUGUUCCUCCUAUGAAGAGCUCCAGUAGUGCUGAUCUCUAUAACAGUGUGACUGAUAAAAUUAACAACCCAACCAUGUUUGUGAUCUUCAAUGAUGUACAGGCUUACCCAGAAUACCUGAUCACUUUCCAGUAAUGAUUAUGAGAUAAGUUUCUGUACAACUGUUUUUUAUUUUUUUAUAUAUAUAUAUAUAUAUAUACUUGGAGGAAUUAUAGAAAUUGUUAGGAUAAUAUUUUCUGUGUAAAUAGAAAAUAAAUAUGAGAGAACCAUAAACCUAUUUCUUACUUUAGGGGUUUAAUCUUUUGUUUCUCUUUUAACCUUAUAGGAUUAAUCAGCAUUGGUUUGUUUUUAUCCUGCUUAUUUAACAUUUUGAGUAAAAGCCUACUAAAGAAAAUGGGUUCAAGCUGAGCAUUUCUGCUUUACAGUGGAUGAAAGUCUGAUAAAACAAAAAAAAAUUUCUUUGAAACCUACUUUAAUAAAAUUUUCUCUAUAAUGUUGCAGUUAACUGCUAAUUUGACCUUUUUUGUGUGUGUGUUUAUGUGAAGAGUAUUUGAUAAAGAAAUGUUCUUAAAAUCACAAAAUUG